Messenger RNA from Hyla sarda, 2501 nucleotides. It is a transcript of the gene SPRY1, whose product is annotated as sprouty RTK signaling antagonist 1. Lineage: Eukaryota; Metazoa; Chordata; Amphibia; Anura; Hylidae. The transcript has 2 exons. Bases 460 to 1419 code for a protein of 319 amino acids. Gene Ontology annotation, biological process: animal organ development; negative regulation of Ras protein signal transduction; multicellular organism development. Gene Ontology annotation, cellular component: cytosol; membrane. The record is from RefSeq and is a predicted model, not a curated record.
GGCAGUAGAGCGCCAGGCGUGGAAGGUUGUACCGGGAGCUGUGAGUGAUCGCUACGGGGUGACACCCUCAUUCAUCACGACAGCCUGGACGGAGAGAAGGACCUAUCGUGUGUGUCGCGCACUUCUACCUAUGGUUGGAUUGUAUUUUGCGCCAAGGGAGUAGCUGGGAAAGUAUCGUAGGCACAGUGCUCCCUGCACAGCCUCCUCCCCUCCAUGCAGCAACAGGCAUCUUGGCUCUGACAAGCACGUCCAGCCCAGGGUGACAGUGAUCGGGGCUCGGUGGAUGUACCCCCUGGUGAUUUGGCUUGGAGUAGUAUGACACGCCUCAUGUCCCAUGCUUAAUCCCCGGAUCCUCCGCAGCUCUGCUUUACAUGGGAUUGUGCCUGGAUCCUGCUCGCAGCUAGAUUUUCAGAUGCAUGCCAAGUUCCCUUUGAAUGCCAGAAGUCGAGAUCACUACAGAUGGAGCUACAAAGUCAACAUGGCACUAGCGGUUCAUUAGUUGUCAUCCAGCAGCCUUCUUUAGACAGCAGGCAGCGGCUGGAGUAUGAACGGGAGGUUCAACCAGCCACUAUCUUGUCUCUGGACCAGAUCAAAGCUCUUCGGAGCAGGAACGAGUACACAGAGGGCCCAUCCAUGGUGAGGAAACAUGGGCCCAAAACUGCUCCACGGUACAGUAAACAGGAGAGGACUCAUGAAAUCAUACCAGUCAAUGUGAAUAAUAACAAUGAGCACAGACUCCCUCACUUGGCUCCCACGGGACAUGUGUACAUGGCAAGGGCUCCUGUGCUCAGUAGGUCGACUAGCACGGGAAGUGCAGCAAGUUCUGGAAGCACAAAUAGUGCCUCUUCUGAACAAGAACUUUUGGGACAAUCUCCACCUACCAGACACAGCUCUGGCCACAGGACGGACAGGGUAGUUCGAAUGCAACCUAAAGCAUCUGCUUUGGUAGUAGAUGACUUAAAGAGCUCUUUAAAAGUGGACUCAACGCAGCACCGGUUUAUUUGUGAACAGUGUGGGAAGUGCAAAUGUACAGACUGCACAGCUCCAAGGACCCUACCGUCAUGCUUGGCUUGCAAUCGUCAAUGUCUUUGCUCUGCUGAGAGCAUGGUGGAAUACAGCACUUGUAUGUGUCUGGUCAAAGCAGCUUUCUACCACUGCUCCAAUGACGAUGAGGGCGACUCGUAUGCGGAUAACCCUUGUUCUUGCACCCAAUCACACUGCUGCUCUAGAUACUUAUGCAUGGGACUGAUGUCCUUGUUCUUACCAUGCUUACUCUGCUACCCUCCUGCCAAGGGAUGCCUGAAACUGUGCCGUGGUUGUUACGACAGAGUCAAUCGCCCAGGUUGCCGGUGUAAGAACUCAAAUACUGUAUAUUGCAAACUGGAUGAUGUUUCGCGAGGUCAGGGCAAGCCCUCCUGACUUUAAACGGAGGGAUUUUUCUGGACAACUUAUGGAUCCAUUUGCUGUGUAGGCUCUGCGUAUAUACAUAUGUUUUCAUGAGUACAUCCAUUAUUUCUUUCAAUGUUCUCCUUUGCCAGAUUUCCACAGUAAUUGGCUUAAAUAAGUUGUUGGCUUAAGCAUGUGCACAUUAACAUCAUGUUUUGUCUUGAGGAACAAUGAUAAUUCUUCAGUCCUUUUUACAUGUCUAUUGGAUAGUUUUAGAAAUCACAAAAAGGGGUAGUCUACUUAAUAUCUUCUUUGACAAUAGUAAAGACGUAUAACCCUAUUGUUCAUUUAUGCACCUCUAAGAAAGCAAGUUAGGCAUUCCCUGCAAGUUGCCUUUACGUUCCUGUUCACGGUAUACUUUUUAUUCAGUAUGCCAGUGUGCAGCAUGUGUAAUCUGCGUUAACUCCCACCACUUCUUUCGUGUUUAUGCAUUGGCAUCAGACGCUCUUGUCUAUGUUGAAGGACAUCUAUUUAAAUCCAACCCAUUCUCCAAUGUCUCUUAUCUUCUUCCUGUUACUAAUGUGUUAUUUUCAGGUUCCAGAAAAUUAAGUAGCCUUAACGAAAUAAGCUCUUUCCUCCAGGGAUCUGAGAUUUUGUGCUUCCUGGCGGUGACCUGUUUUCCUGUGUUUUUUUUUUUUUUUUUAAAUGUCUUGUGUUUUUGUUGCCUUAGCCACAGCCUGGCUUUUUGUAUAUUUUAUGUAUAAAUCACAAAAAUGAAUAUUGCUUAUUUUUUAAGACAAAAGUCUGUUAAAAACUUUUUUAUUGUAAAGAAUAUUUAUUAUGUGAAUCUAUUAUUUUAUUAUAUUUAUUUCAAAGGACUGUUGAAAAAAAAUGAUGUCUGAAUAUAACAAAAUAUCAAUACUUACUGAUAAAAUAAGGGUGACACAAAAGAAAAUACCUAUGUUAACUAUAAUGCAGAAAAUAUAAUUAUUAAUGAAUAUGUGUCUGCUAUUUCUUUAUUUUGUCAGAAGUCAAUAUCCACACCAUUAUGGUCUGUUCCACUCUGUAGCAUAUAUUUCAGAAUGAUUUUUUUUUAUUUAAUUAAAUGUACUUUU